Molecule: messenger RNA, 1239 nt
Organism: Triticum aestivum (bread wheat)
Lineage: Eukaryota; Viridiplantae; Streptophyta; Magnoliopsida; Poales; Poaceae
Product: NAC domain-containing protein 20-like
Exons: 1
Coding region: 122-1063 (313 amino acids)
Biological process (GO): regulation of DNA-templated transcription
Molecular function (GO): DNA binding
Source: RefSeq, a predicted model, not a curated record
UAAGCUAAGCCUAAGCUAGCUACGUACCCAGCUAGGCAAGGCAAGCAGCUAGCAAGCCAGGGUUACACGCACGAUCCAUCCAUCUCGUGCCCUAGCUACUGCGUACCUAGCUAGCUCUGCGAUGGCCGACGGCAAGCUGGAUCCUCCCGCCGGCUACGCCUUCGACCCAGCCGAGCACGAGCUGAUCACCAAGUUCCUCCGCCCACGGAUCGCCGACGCCUUCUUCGCCAGCCGCCUCAUCCACGAGUUCGACGCCUACUCCGCCGCCCCCGGCGACCUCGUCGAGAUGUAUCAACACGCGCAAGGAACGGACAAGGGCGACGGGAAAGGGGGCGUCUGGUACUUCUUCACCCCUGCCCGUCGUCACCAGACCAAAGGCGGCCGCGGUGGCGGGAGGCGGCAGCGCGGCGUGGCCGACGCUGGCGAGGGUUACUACUGGCACUCGGAGAAGGGCGGGAUCCCCGUGCUAGACAACCAAGGUAAACUCGUAGGCCAUAGACGAAACCUCAGCUACGUCAAGAAGUUGCCGGGAGAGAAAGAGAGGAUCAGGAUCGGCUGGUGCAUGAACGAGUACAGCGAUGACAAGCAAGACGGCUUGGUGCUCUGCAAGGUCUGCGUGUCUCGUCACAGGAGCGAGACCACAUACGACGAGGUAAUCAAUGCUCCCGGUUCCAGGAAAAGGAAGGCCGCCGACGUCCAGCACCCGGAUGCUCCACGUCCCCAAACCCCACGCCGCCAGGAACCGCCGAUCGUCCAACAACCCGGGAUGCUUCACGAGUAUGGGCGCUGGUUCAUGUCCGACGAAGGUGAGACGUUGUUGCCGCCCGGAGUAGUGGACGACGGCAGCGUGGAUCCAGGCGGGUUCUUCACCGCCGACAUGCUUCAAGAUUUUCCCGAGCUCCAUGACGCUGCGGUGGCACAGGGGAUCUUGCCCGGCAAACUCGACGGUGAAGUCCAAGAAGGCACUAGCGCUGCAGAGGAUGAAGACGACGCCUUCAGGUGCACGUUAGAUGAGCUGCUCGGCUUGUGCGACGACACGACUGUGGCAUGCCCUACCAUGUGAUGGCCGAAUGUACCAUGGAAGACCGCGACAUCUGCAGCCAGGAGAUGUUUCAGGAUAUAGAAGCUAGUGUAGCUCAAUGGUCUACUUGCUAGUCUAGCUUUGAUGUAUGUGGUGAUUAAGAAGCAAGAUGUUGCUAAUUGUACUGGUGAUGAACAAGGCAGCAAUUCAUGUGCAGA